This is a messenger RNA of Tremella mesenterica DSM 1558, 1467 nucleotides long. RefSeq lists its product as uncharacterized. Bases 1 to 1416 code for a protein of 471 amino acids. The record is from RefSeq and is a predicted model, not a curated record. NCBI's taxonomy places the organism in Eukaryota, Fungi, Basidiomycota, Tremellomycetes, Tremellales, Tremellaceae. The transcript has 8 exons.
AUGUCACCUUAUAUGCUUCCUUUCGACGAGCUGGACGGGACAGAACGUCCCAUACUUGCUUCUAUCGGGACCGUCCUGAUCGACUCUUUUGAAUCUCCUCCUCGUCCAACACAAGAAGUCACACCGGUCCCAACCCCACUUCCCACCCCGAACCCAACCGAGACCUUCCCAGACGUCCAAUCGAACUUUAACUCCAUCCCUACCCCCAGGAACACAUCUCCUCUAUCCCCAUCGCCCUCCACCAAAGGUUCCAUCAACCCAACGCUACUCACAAGUUUCCACCACGAUAUAACCGACCUUGACACAUACGACGUCAUCGGAGGAGGCGCACUGUACACUUUGAUAGGAGCACGUAUGUGGCUUUCACCAGAAAGGUUGAAAACUAUCAUUGAUCGAUCGACCCCAGAGGAGAAAGCGGGGGAUGUGCCGGAAGAUUCUGAAAGGAUAUUGGAGAGCUUUGGAGAUAUGUGGGUCUGGAAUGUGGGAAAAGGAAAGAGGAUGCCAAAAGCUAGGAUAAGAUACGAUGAUGAUGUGAGGGUCUAUCAGCAUAUCGUCAAAGCUCCCCAUCGCACUCUCUCAUCUCUACUUUCAACUCCAAUAUACGGCUCUACCUAUCUUCAUAUCGCACCCCCUUUCUCACCUGAAGAUGUAUGGCGAUUGCUGGAAGAACAGAACUUCCUGCGUUCUCAAGGAGAAAUAUGGGAACCCAGGAUCGUAUUCGAGCCCACACCGCCUAGCUGUCAUCCGGGUCAAAGAGAAUGGCUAGAAAGGAUUUUACCAGGUAUAGAGGUUCUAUCACCAAAUCACGAAGAACUUUUCUCUCUCUACGGUCUCCCAAAACCUUCUUACACCGACCCCCAUAUCCCCCUUACAGUCAAUAAGAUUGUCAACCAUCUUCUCAAUCUUGGUAUCGGUCCGAACUCCAGAGGGGCCAUAGUCGUUCGAUGCGGUCCAUUGGGGUCUUGUGUCGGUACCCGCGCCAAAGGCAUCAGAUGGUUUCCCGCUUUCUUCGGACCGGGAUUUACGGAGAGUAUUGGAAGUGAUCGAGUAAAUAAAUCAAGGGUUGUUCAAGAUGGUGAUGUAGGACAGGUGGUGGAUGUAACAGGAGCAGGGAACGCUUUCUUGGGAGGUUAUGUGGCUGGAUUGUAUCUGUCAGACGAUGAUCAUUAUGAAGGCAAUCUGUCUGCGCUUCACGCCACUGUUUCUGCCUCGUUCAUUGUGCAACAAUUCGGUCUUCCUACAUUGGAACCCGGUAUACGUAACAGACCGGAGGUUUGGAAUAGGGACACUCCCGCCGCUCGGCUCAAGUCGUUACGAGCGCGGAUGGCUAAAUCAGCUCCGAUGAUUGCUCACUCUCCCGGGCAACUUAUCACCUAUCGUGAUCCCCUAUGGGGACGUUCAGCAGGGCCUAAAUAGCAAUGUUUCUCCGAGAUCACUUGUUAACAUGCAUUCCCCGGUCGAUCUACG